ACGACACAGACGUGCGACGGAAAUCCGUCAAUGUAUAUUUUUUUUUGGUCUGCUGACGAAGCAUUAGACCUGUCAAAAUUGCCUGCUUUUUUGGUUGAGAUUUUAGCAACUGUUUUACUUCUUUUGAAUAUUUUCCAUGGUACGUGGAAGCUCUUGACGUCCACACUAAAUAAUGGGUCGUGGAUAUAUAGUCCAAGAUGAUGUGGAGGGAUAUCUGUCGAAACUGUGUGAACAAAAGGCAGACCCAGUCACAGGACUGCUAAUUGGACAGAGUUCAACCCAAAGGGAUUUUGUUGUCAUGGCAAUUCGGACCCCCCAAAAGGAGGAGUCUGCUGCAGCAGCUAGAAACUCUGUGGACAAGGAGUGGGUCACCGAGCAUGCUCGACAGGUGUCCAGGAUGCUGCCCGGAGGCCUCUCUGUGGUGGGAGUCUUCAUCAUCACUGAUGCAGAUGCCAAGGACGCACUAACUACACUCCGACAGCUGCUGUUUGCAGUGGAAAAUCUGAUCUCCUCUGAGCACCUGUGGGACCCUGCAGAUGAUGAUGUCACAGACUGUGUCACGCUGCAAAUCAAUCCCAAAACCAGAAAAACUGUCUGUAGAACCUUUGACAUCAAAGACCCCAAGAGUGUGGCUAAGCCUGCAGACUGGAAGUACCAGUCAGGUUUGUGCUCCUCCUGGGCAACCGUGUCAUGCAGUCUAAAUGUAGACAUGCUGCUACCACUACUAAACAACAGAACCAGCACAGGAAAUAUGGAGGAAUGCCUUAAGGAAGGACUGAAAGCAUGGGCACACCAGAUUGAGUGUGGACUGUGUCUGAUUGAUGGAAAAAGGCUACCCGAGGAUUCGGAGCUCACAGUGAUACAGAGGAGGAAUCUGAGACAGACAUACACAGCUCAGCUGCUCAUCACAACGGAAAACAAGAGGUUAACAGAUGUGAUCCAGCAGUGUGGCGGCAGCGUGUCAGUAACAGGAGCAAUCCACAGCAGAGCUUAUCUACACAGCAACAAGCCAAAGGCCAGACAGGCAGAGAAGCUGCUGAAGAGGGACGUGGUUUCUACGGUGGCCACGAGAGUUCAAAUGAUGCUGGAGGAGCUGCUGGCAUCAGACCAGGAGAGCAAGGGCAGCUGCAGAGACAAACAACAGAAAGAGCUGUUCUGCCUCCCCCAUCGUAUCUUUUGUCCACUAAAAGUGAGCGGGCCACUCUGUGUGUGUGACUACCAGUUCAGUGAUGAGGAUUUAUCUGAGGUGCCUGAGCGGUUGAAGGAGAUGCUGGACAUUGAUGCAGCGGAGGAAGACUUGGAUACCAGACAGGAAAUGACUGUUGAAAUCACAGGGUGUGAUGUUACACCAGAGCCCACUCAAGAAAAAGUCGAGGCGCCAGAGCACAAGAAAAACUACAUUGGUGUUGCCAUGGCUACAGCUGUCGCCUUACUUGCUACUGCCGCCUCGAUGCUGUAUCUCAAUGACAUUUGAGGAAAAUGAAAUAAAGAAAUAGUGUUUUGUUUUGAUCUUUUCUGCCAAGUGGAUCUUGGUUGAAUCAGAAGAUAACAAAUAGGGCUGACUACAGUUAUUUAAAAAAUAAAAAAAUCCCCAACUGAAAACAGCGCCCUGGGGAUUUAAGCUAUCUGUACAAUGCUACAGUAGACACACAACUACCUUCAGGGAACAUAUUUCCCAUAAACAAAUUUCCCACGUGUGGGACUAAUAAAGCUUAUCUUAUCUUAUCUUAUCUUAUCAUAAGCUAGUCUUUCAUAGUAAAGCUAAUGUGCCUUCUCGGGUAGGGGUAUUUAGUUACUUUCAGAAUGUAAACAUCAAUAUCUCUAAUAUGAUCAUCUCAGGCACACAGCUCUGUCUGUGAACACAAAGGCACCACCCGUCUGCUGUUUAACCCCUCUGUUUGUGAAGGGCUGCCAGUCAGAAGACACUUGGUUUAAAGUUGGAAUUGAAAUAUAGCAACUUGUUUCAUACAUAAAAUAAACUGGGGGAGCGCACCGAGGCCCAGUAUAAGACAAAGGAUCGUUUUGAACUCUGAAUUGUACAUCUACACUCUAUUAGUACAAAA
Oreochromis niloticus (Nile tilapia) is the source of this 2063-nucleotide messenger RNA. It is a transcript of the gene odr4, whose product is annotated as odr-4 GPCR localization factor homolog. Gene Ontology annotation, biological process: intracellular protein localization. The transcript is spliced from 14 exons. Gene Ontology annotation, cellular component: endomembrane system. Bases 173 to 1474 code for a protein of 433 amino acids. The record is from RefSeq and is a predicted model, not a curated record. Lineage: Eukaryota; Metazoa; Chordata; Actinopteri; Cichliformes; Cichlidae.